Drosophila novamexicana is the source of this 1844-nucleotide messenger RNA. RefSeq lists its product as uncharacterized. Bases 104 to 853 code for a protein of 249 amino acids. The record is from RefSeq and is a predicted model, not a curated record. Lineage: Eukaryota; Metazoa; Arthropoda; Insecta; Diptera; Drosophilidae. The transcript has a single exon.
UAGAUCUUUUGGAAUUUCAAAAAUUUAUUUAGGAUUUUCGGUUUUCUAAAUUAAAAAAAAAUUAAAAUUCGUUUAAAAUUUUCAUUGCGAGAAAAUAUUCAGAAUGCUCCGAUUUCCCAAAAGAUGUGGCGUAGGCAACAUCAUCUCGGUGGCUCGGCUGGGAUCGCCUAGCCUGACAAGCCGACCAGUACGCCAUUAUUCGGACAAAGAAGAGUGUAAGCCAGUAACUGCCUCCAAGUGCGGUCUUGUGCUAAACGAAUACACCUGUGGCUUAAAGCCCACUGAGAUGUACGUUCCCAAGCCGAAGGUUACCCGUCCUCCCCUGGUGUCAAUGUGGAAGAUAGAGAAUUGUGAACCGGACAUAUGUACUUUGGACCUUCGCUACGACAUGAAGUAUUAUCGCAUUUCAGAUAAGAAGAAGCGCAAAUACCAGGUGACUUGGAACGAAUGUCCACGCCUUCUUGUCAAACCAAGAAAAGUUUGUCUCUAUGAAAGAAUGGUGCGCCCCAAGAUAGAGCGUCGCAAGCACGCCAAGGUGGUUGCUGUUCCGCAGGUAGCGAAGUCUUGUAUCGCCUUAUUAGCAAAAGAUACAUGCGUGUACGUCAAAGCUCCUUGCUGCAAAGUUGGUCGCAGACCACCCAAGUGUCGUGCUGCCUUCCCCACUCCUGGCCAAUGCGAAAAGCGCAAGACGCCCUAUCCCAGCUUUUCCGAGUGCCAAAAGGAUGCCGCGAUACCAUUACCGCCGGCAGAAUGUAAAUGCCUGAGUGCCUUUGCCUUGUGCGAUGCAUGGGCGGUAUUACGUCGACGCGUUGCAAGGGGACAACAGCCAACCCAAAGUUGUGGCGAAGCUUAAGGCUUAGCUUGAGUUGCAAGAUGCCCGACGAGCACGAGUUCUAGUAUGAAAUACUCGCAACGGAUUGUGCAAAUAAUACUUACAAUUAUUCAAUUUAUUGCAAGAAACUGAAAUUUAAAAUAGCUUCAUGCUUAAUAAACGCAAAUGCAAAUUUUUAUCAGAUACCCUUUCGAUAUUUUAUCAUGGUUGCCGUCUAUUUUCUGUCAGUGCUUAAAAUUCUACAGACGUGCUCUUAAAAUAGAAAUUAUUCCCAGAAAUUAUUAACACAAAAUUCAAUAAUGCUUCGAGAAAUGGCUUGGCAUUUGCAUUUGACAUUGCGACACACUGCACGGCCAGUCGCAAUUGCUCCUCGAUUGUUUAGUAAGGAUGCCUCAUGUGGCGACAAGGCAGCCAAGUGCGACUCCAAAAACAAGGCCAAGCCUAGCUGUAAACGCACACGCAAGCCCCAGGACUGCAAGAAAACGUCUGCUCCUUACCCUAGCUUUUCAGAGUGUAGAAAAGAGCCAACUCCGCCGAAGUCACCCAGCGAAUGCGAUUGCCUAAAGCCGGACAAAUGAUUUAAGCUAAUAGUAAAAAUAAAACUGCAAAUUAUUCAAAGUUAAAUGAAUGUGAACGUCCUAGUUGGUGAAAGAAGGGAGAUUUUUUGAAAAAUUUUAUUGGAGAUAUUCUCUUGCCAAUAGAAUAUAUAUUAUAGCUUUUCGUUUUCCGCUCUUGGAAAAUCAAUAAACAUUCAUCAUAUGCUGCCAUUACUUUCAAAUUGAAGACUUUUUCAAAUUGAAAACGAAGUAACCCUAGGUAUCUUGGGUUUAUAUCAAAUAUAUGUGUUUUACAAAUUAUAACCUUUUAUUACAUGAUUGGGUCUGUUACACAAUUUUAUUUUAAAACUGAAAUUUGGGGGAAAAAAUAAAAGAAUAAUAUAAAUUCUUGUUGUGUCUAAAUUCUAAAAGCGAAUAUGCAAACAUUAAAACAAUUCUGGCGACUAUUAAAAAAU